Drosophila melanogaster (fruit fly) is the source of this 974-nucleotide messenger RNA. RefSeq lists its product as uncharacterized. Bases 110 to 757 code for a protein of 215 amino acids. The transcript has 2 exons. NCBI's taxonomy places the organism in Eukaryota, Metazoa, Arthropoda, Insecta, Diptera, Drosophilidae. The record is from RefSeq and is marked reviewed.
GUUCAAUUCAACAACACCAGUCACAUUAAUCUUAUAUUUCGUACAAAACCGAGCCAUAUUUUAUUGUAAAUAAAAUUCGAUAAAAUUUCGGUGGACAUAUUGGACGAAGAUGUCCAGUCUGCAAGAUAUUCCGCUUGCCGACCCCGAGGGCCUGUCUGUGGAAGGUCCCGAGGUGGCCCCCGCUCCAAAGUCCAAUUCCUUGAAGCGCUUCUUUAAGAUCAGCAAGAAGCCAAUGAUGCGCGACCAAGUGGAGGAUGACGACGAGACAUCCUCCCAGGACAACAAGGACCUGGGAAAGUCAAACACUAUAAGUCGCUUCUUUACCCGGAUGAAGGGAGCCAAUAAGGAUGUUCAAGAUCCUUCGAGCUCGGUGGUCGAACCCGUGGAGCAGGAUAAGCCGUUGCCGAAUGCAAAGCCCACGAUUAAGACAUCCAUUUCAUCCUACUGGAAGAUACUGUUCAACCGGCAGAAGAGCCAGCGCCAAAACGCAGCUUUAGGGCAGACCAAUGCCAAUAAAGAGGAUAACGAGUCUGAAGAAGUCCAUGAACUGCAACCAGUAAGCCAAGAUCCCGAUACCGAUCCUCAGCCGACAGUCAAGGAUGAGCACGAUGAAAUGGAACGUGGCACAGAUCCGGAGCCACCCAACCCGAAGCCCAACAAAAGUGUUGCCAGCAAGGCAUCCGGUCAGGAGAUUGUCAGUGCCUUAGAGGGCGGCCAGCUGUCUACCAAUGAUCACGAGAAUGCGGCUUCCAUUUAGCCGUCUUCAACUAACACUAAUCAAACCCGAUGUCUAGUAUCUCUACCGAUCUCGAGGCAAAGGUUUAGAAAUCAGUUAGGGAGCUGAUUCAACCUUACACAAUAUAUACUCUUCAAACACAUCCCUGCUAACUGACAUACAUACAAGAACAAACAUUUUCGCUUUGAUUCCACAAAUGAUAAUUCCGAGCUCACGAAAUAAACACAUACAAGACCCC